Molecule: messenger RNA, 1869 nt
Organism: Gossypium arboreum
Lineage: Eukaryota; Viridiplantae; Streptophyta; Magnoliopsida; Malvales; Malvaceae
Exons: 5
Coding region: 625-1425 (266 amino acids)
Source: RefSeq, a predicted model, not a curated record
CAUUACUGUUUAAAACCUUCAUUCAUGGGGGUAUAUACAAACAUGCUGUUACAAUGAAGUAUCCAUCACAAAUUAUAACCAAAAUCUGCUGCUUGGCUUAGUUUAGCUCUUAAAUGCAUUAUUGGCCUAAUAUGAUGAUUUUGAGACCCUGAUCUUAACUGAUGAUCCAUUUCAGGUCAAGAUAUCAGGACCACCGGGGACUGACCAACCGCGGGCUUACAAGUGUAUGGCAAAGACAAAAGCCACCAGGUCUGGUUCUUAAAUUAAUACUUAUCUCCCUCUUAAAUUCAUCAUAUGAGCAUAUGUUAUAUAAUACUACUCCCCCAUGUUACUAUGGAUCUCAAGCCAACCCUUCCCCACUCACUGCUUGGUUGUCUCAUCAUCAUCUUCCUCAAACACUCACUCACCUUUCUCAAAUUUCUUUUUGUCUUCAUCUUCACAAGUGCUUCAUUUUUUUUUUUUACUACAGGAAUCUCAAGCAAUACUGACAGCACCACAUAGAUCUCUCAGAGCUGUCCAUUUUGACCAAGAUUUUGCUGAAACAAAGUAGAGUUUCACUCAUUUCCAAUACUAUAUAAUUUAUUCAGUUCCCCUUCAAAGAUAAAAUAUCAAAGCAAAAUACAAAUGCAGCAGAUCCUUCAAUGGCUCUUUAAGGUAGCACAUGAACAAGGAAGGGAAAAUACUGAAGAUCAGGAAGAUAAAUCCAAAGACAUAGUUUUCUCAAAGCAUAGAAGAUCAAGAAGUAAGAAGUUUAAUAAGUACUUUAAGCCAAUCAUAUUUCCAUGCAAUAGAGAUGUUGCGAGGGCCUGCUUCUAUAGUACUAUCUAUUUGAGUAGAGUGAGGAGCUCUUCUCAUAGAGGACAACAACAGCAUUGGGCUCAAUCCAUGAAGAUGAAGAAGAAACAAGAUAUCGCUACAGGGUUCAGUGUUAGUCCAAAGUCGGAUUCAGGUACUCGUACAGGGGACAAGGUAGUUUUACCGUUAAAUGAACCCCCGGCGGAAAAUGACCAAUGCAACACCAUUGAAAAGAAAGAAAAGGUUCAAGGGGACAAAACCAAAACCAUGUCUAGAAUGAAGGAGCUGUUGAGAUGGGCUGCUGCUAAGAAACCGGAGAAAUUAGGCGGGAAGUUCAUCGGCAGAAAGGUUUUACAGUUUAGGAGCCGUGAAGCAAUGAAAGGAGUGUCGGGUGAUCAUGAUCAAUUGAGCAAUGAGUCACCUAAGAUAAGCUUGAGAUGGGAUGUCCAGAGCUCCUCCACUACUUCCUCAGCCUAUUCUGGAAUCACAGUGACUUCUUCGUUGAGAAAUGAUGAAACCUGCAAUAUAUUAUCAUUGAAUUCAACUCCUAUGCAUGGCUUAAACCGUUGUUGUAGCAGGAGAGGGAAUUGGAUAACUACAGACUCUGAAUUUGUGGUGCUUGAGCUGUGACGAUAUGAGAUAAAGAGGAGGUGAUGGUAGGCUGAAGCUGAAAAUUUUCUUUUGGGGGGGAGUGCAAAAAGGGAAAGAAAAGAAAUACUCCAUUGGUAUAGGCUUAGAUUUGAUUAAUUAAAGUUGAUUGGUUAUUUGUUGAGAUAUUUUAGGUAUUAUCCAGUUAGAUGUAGAAAUAUCAGUGCUAUGGAUCUGAAAUGUAACAUCGAAGACUACUCAAGAUUAUUGACCUACGUGCCCAAGCUGAGCACCGACUUCAAUCCAUUUUCCAUCGCAUGAAGUUAACGCCAUCUAUUGUUAGAAAACAGGCUUUUUAAGCUUAAUAUAGGCACUGUAUCUAUACGUCUCGUUAGUACAUGCCUUUGUCACAAGCAAUGUUUCUUCAUAACAUAGAUUAUAAAAAAUUGAUAAUUUAAAUUUCUAACUACAAACAUUUAAUUAGAA